Molecule: messenger RNA, 972 nt
Organism: Limanda limanda (common dab)
Lineage: Eukaryota; Metazoa; Chordata; Actinopteri; Pleuronectiformes; Pleuronectidae
Gene: crhbp
Product: corticotropin releasing hormone binding protein
Exons: 7
Coding region: 1-972 (323 amino acids)
Biological process (GO): negative regulation of corticotropin-releasing hormone receptor activity; hormone-mediated signaling pathway; negative regulation of corticotropin secretion
Molecular function (GO): corticotropin-releasing hormone binding
Source: RefSeq, a predicted model, not a curated record
AUGCGCGUCAUGGAGCGCACUUUCCGAGAGCAGCUCUUCUUCCUGGUGCUGUGCCUGUUGGUGCUGAAGGGAGACUCCCGGUACAUCGAGAACAACGACAUCUCAAAAGAUGAAUUAUUCUCGUUUUUCAACCCGGAACUCAAAAGAGAAACACCUGAGGAGUUACUCUAUCGCCGACCUUUACGUUGUCUGGACAUGAUUGCAAUGGAGGGUCAGUUCACCUUCACAGCGGAGCAUCCUCAGCUCAGCUGCGCUGCCUUCUUCAUGGCAGAGCCUACCGAGGUGAUCAGUGUGGACUUUGACAAUGUGGACAUCGACUGCAGGGGAGGAGACUUCAUCACGGUGUUCGACGGCUGGGUGAUGAAAGGAGACAAAUUUCCCAGCUCCCAGGAUCACCCGCUGCCAAUGCACGAGCGCUACGUGGAUUACUGCGACUCGGGAUCCCUGAAGAGAAGCGUGCGCUCCUCUCAGAACGUGGCCAUGGUCUUCUUCCGCAUUCAUAACGCCGGCAGCAGCUUCACCCUGACAGUCAGGAAACACAUCAACCCCUUCCCGUGUAAUGUCAUCUCCCAGUCACCAGAGGGCAGUUACACAAUUGUGAUCCCGCAGCAGCACAGAAACUGCAGCUUCUCCAUCAUCUAUCCAGUGGAGAUCGACAUCUCUGAGUUCAGCCUGGGACACAACGUCAACUUCCCCAAGAGAUCCAUGCCUAGAUGUGCAGAAGCAGGGGAUUUUGUGCAGUUACUGGGAGGAAGUGGCAUUGACACGUCGAAGCUGAUGCCCAUCACAGACUUCUGCAUCUCUUUCUCUGGUUCCACUCACAUGAAGGUCGGCUGCGACAACACAGUGGUGAGGAUGGUGUCCAGCGGCCAGUUUGUCAACCGCGUGUCUUUCAGCUACCGGCUACUGGACAGCCAGGAGCUUCAGACCAUCAAACUCAACAACGUGGAAGACUUCUGUUUCAACAACUGA